CGCAUAUAAAUUGAGCCUUUGCUCUCUGCCAUCCCUCAAAAGGGAGUUGCCAUGGCUGCUUUUAAGUUCUGCACAACUAAACAAGCUUCCUUCUUCCUCUUCAUUGUCUGGUUCGCAUUCUCUCCUACUGCCUCUUAUGGCGACUAUGGGUGGCAGAGCGGCCAUGCCACGUUCUAUGGUGGUGGUGAUGCAACUGGGACCAUGGGGGGAGCUUGUGGAUAUGGCAACCUGUACAGCCAGGGGUAUGGCACACUGACUGCUGCACUCAGCACUGCUCUGUUCAACGAUGGCCUCAGCUGCGGGUCAUGCUACGAGAUGAGGUGCAACGACGACGCCAAGUGGUGCCGGCCGGGCAGCAUCACGGUCACCGCCACCAACUUCUGCCCGCCGAACUACGCCUUGGCUAAUGACAAUGGCGGGUGGUGCAACCCUCCCCUGCAGCACUUCGAUUUGGCAGAGCCUGCUUUCCUGCAGAUCGCCGAGUACAGGGCCGGAAUUGUGCCGGUAGCAUACAGAAGGGUUCCAUGCGUGAAGAAAGGAGGAAUAAGGUUCACCAUCAACGGCAAUCCUUACUUCAACCUGGUGCUCAUCACCAACGUUGGUGGCGCAGGGGACGUCCAUGCGGUGGCUGUAAAGGGGUCGAGAACAGGGUGGCAGCCCAUGUCCAGGAACUGGGGACAGAACUGGCAGAGCAACUCUUACCUCAGAGGCCAGACCCUCUCCUUCCGGGUUACUACCAGCGACGGCAGGACCGUCACCAGCUACAAUGCAGUGCCGGAAAAUUGGCAAUUUGGCCAGACCUUCGAGGGUAGCCAGUUCUAGACAAAGAGAGAUUAGACAAGCAUACACGCAUUGUUGGUAGAGAAUGAGCGAGAGAAGAGAGAGAGAGAGAGAGAGACAUUGUAUGUAGCCAUGAAUGCUGAGGUGGUCUCAGUUAGCACCCGCUUGGCCACAACGUCGAGUUUGUCAUAGGUACUUCUUGUAUUGUAUUAUUUUUCAUGGAAGAUUUUUUGGCCUAUAAAAAGCCAGAAUGUA
Molecule: messenger RNA, 1035 nt
Organism: Nymphaea colorata (pocket water lily)
Lineage: Eukaryota; Viridiplantae; Streptophyta; Magnoliopsida; Nymphaeales; Nymphaeaceae
Product: expansin-A10-like
Exons: 3
Coding region: 52-822 (256 amino acids)
Biological process (GO): plant-type cell wall organization
Cellular component (GO): extracellular region
Source: RefSeq, a predicted model, not a curated record